Molecule: messenger RNA, 1917 nt
Organism: Cladophialophora psammophila CBS 110553
Lineage: Eukaryota; Fungi; Ascomycota; Eurotiomycetes; Chaetothyriales; Herpotrichiellaceae
Exons: 2
Coding region: 1-1917 (638 amino acids)
Biological process (GO): DNA-templated transcription
Molecular function (GO): zinc ion binding; DNA binding
Source: RefSeq, a predicted model, not a curated record
AUGCCCGAAAGUGUCAAAUCCAGAGAAGUGAUACGAACCGUACAGAUCAAAUGUGAUCUCAGUUCACACCAUCAACCAUGUACCAAUUGCAGGUUAGGGGGGCUUCUAUGCAAGCCACAUGAAAGAAAGCGCCCACGAUACCUAUCAACAAGCCAUACGAGCGUACAAAUCGAGGAGGCUUCCGGCUACCUUAAGGGUGACGAAGAAUCGGUGCUGACUGGGGUGCAGAGUUUUCACCCAGUUGCUCUGUUAGAGAACCGAACUCAGGCAUCGGCACAUCAGAGUGUGAGACUGUGGGAAAGCGCGGAUAUCGAGACAGUAUCAGAAAAUUUCGGACAGAUAUCGCAGAGAGAAGCCAUAGAGUCGCCUGAAUAUGUGGCAGCUACAGAAACCCAUGUAGGCAGAAGCGACUAUAUUGGGAAUCACGACAUCAUAUUUCGCGAGGAAAUGGUGCAUAUUCGGAGUGAUACUUCGCGGUUGUCUCAGAGUGACUUGGAGCUGCUUCAACUACAGAAUGCGUUCGAGUUACCGCAAAGGUCGAUCCUAGCAAGUCUGAUCGAUAGCUACUUCAAGUACUGCUCGCCAUGGACACCUAUCCUGGAACCCCCAGAUGUGGAAGCACUUCUGAGCAACGGAUCGUCUCCUCUAUUGCUCAACGCCGUACUCCUCGCCGGCAGCCGUGUUGCAUCAAGCAAUAUUCUGUCGGCUUCGGCUGAGGAUUUCUAUCGCAAAAGCAGGUUGCUGUUUAUCUUGGGCCAUGAGACAGACGCGAUUAGCUCCAUAAUCGCUGUCACAUUGCUCCAGUGGUAUAAUCCCACCGGUCCCGAGCACAUUUCUACCAGUACAAGUGGGUUCUGGAUCCGGAUUGCGGUUGGAUUGGCGUACCAAAUUGGGUUACACAAGGACCCUGUUGCGCAAAAAAAUAAGAGUCUCCGACGGACAGGGAGGCCAAGGACGAUUAAUCUUGACGAUAGUGAUGUUGUUGCUCUGACAGCCGAUGAUUUUCCAGUCCAAGAUACCAAAUCGCGGUUAUUCGUCGCAUUCUCUGGCAUCAUUCGCCUCCUGGCAGACUUAACAGAACAUAUCCGGCGGAAGACUAUGACAAUGAAGACACAGACCAAUUUGGAAAAUGCCCUUUAUCGCUGGAUCAAAGAUUUGCCAACAGAAUUCCAUCUCUUUCAUGGGUCGCCAAAACGGAUAAGGCCCUAUAAUUUCGAGGGGAGACAACUCCUGGUCCCCUAUUUUGUACUUCUGUUUAUCCUGUCUCGACAUUCGGCUGCACGGAAGCAAUCCAUGAGUAUGUCGUUCGUUGCAUCCUCCUUCGUGGCAGGAAUAUUCGAAGAUCUCCUAAACAGGGAUGAGCUCUGUCAUUGUGGACCAGUGUUCACAUUUUACGCCUUUGCAGCUGGCCUCGCACAAAUGCUGGCAUUGCGGUAUAAUUCUCUCGUUGAGACUGCUGAAGAAUCGCUGUCUAUCAUUCAAUCAUCUUUGACGAAGUUGAAGAAGAGAUGGGGCUCAGCAGAGGGUGCGUUGGCUGCAUUAGCCGAGAUGAAGAGGCUCACCCUGCAGACCCCGAGCCUCGGAGAUGCACCUGACCGAGAUUUCGCAAAGUUUGCGCCAUACGUUGAGGAUUUUGGCCCAGAGCUAUGCAAACAGUACCAGCUUCUAGACGGGGAAACCCCUAUUGAGGAGGCCCUCUCCCUACAACUAUCAGUUCAUUCAAGAUCAACUGGCCUAAUACAUGGUCAGAAAAGCUCCGUUAAUAUCCUUGAUCGCGUUCAAUCAUCUCACCUGCAAGACCUUAAUGCUGAGGACGCCAACUCUCUGCUUACAAGCCAGAACAAUUCCUUUUUCGGUGACCUGGACCCUUUUGGAAGCUGGAUAGACGAAUUGGAGUUAGGCCUGAUGAACGGAUAG